ACUCGCAGGCGGGUGCCAAUGGAGGAGGCUACGCCAACGGCACCAACAACUACGCCGGCGGCGGCUACAACGGCUACACCGGCGGCGACGCUGGCUACAACGGCUACGCUGGAGGCGACUCUGGAUACAAUGGCCGUCCUAGCGGCGAACGCUCGCGGCGCCCGGGCGGAUAUGGGGGCAUGAAUGCUCCCCCCGACAACUAUGCGCCCCGGCCCAGCACCGAACGCGACCGGCCCCGGCGCCCUGGGGGAUAUGGCGGCCUGACCCAGGACGACGACAUUGAACGAAGGCCCAGCAGCGAUCGUGACCGAGACCGUGACCGCGACCGUGACCGCGACCGCAGGCCUGGUGGCUAUGGAGGCGGUGGCCUCUCUGCCCGCGACGGCAGCCCCCGCACCGUCGGACGCCCAACCAGUAUCGAGCGCUCUCCAGCAAAGCGUCGCAGCGGCGAGCGCCAGAACGGCAACAGGCCGCGCCAUGCAAACGGUCCCGGCAAUCAGGCCAUCGAAGAGGUCCUGCACUUCAUCCGCCAGAACUGGGACUUUAUGACAAAGGACCAGUGCGUGCCCAUCGAAGUCGCUCUGAAGCUCAUGGACUCGAGCUCCCUCGGCCUGGCAAGUCAAGCCGGCCAAUUCCAACAGGCUCAUGACGAGCUGCAGAAUGCCCUCAAGGGCAUCGUCAAUGAGCACCACCAGGGCUUCAACAGCUCGAUUGGUACCUUUCACCAGAUCCAGUCUAGUCUUCAGAGCUCCCAACACCGCGUCAGGACCCUCAAGGGCUCCCUCAUUUCGGCAAAGUCGCAGCUGUCCACGGCCAAACCAGAGCUCCGCGAGUUUGCUACGGCCUCCCAAAACUACGACGAGAUGUUGCAGAUGCUCGACACCAUUGAAAAACUGCAGCUCAUGCCCGAGCGACUGGAGACGCAAAUAUCAGAGAAGCGUUUCUUGACCGCCGUCGACAUUCUCCAAGAUGCGCUGCGCAUGAUACGAAAGACGGACAUGGAAAAAAUCGGCGCCUUGUCCGAUCUGCGUAUUUAUCUUAGCAACCAAGAAGUCUCUCUCACUGACAUCUUGAUUGAGGAGCUCCACAGCCAUCUCUACCUCAAAUCUCCCUACUGCGAAGAUAGGUGGAAGGAGUACGCCCAGAACCAAGUCAAUCGCGACGUGGCCCAGCGUGCACAGACAGAGGCCAGAGGCCGUCUGCUGUACUAUUUCCUCGACACAUUGGACACUUCCGAACCAAUGACCGAUGACUCUGCCCACAACCCAGAAUCAGACACUUUCCAGUACAUCAGGCUCGUUAUAGAGGCACUCGACAAGAUGAACCGUCUAGAAGUAGCAAUCGACACCAUUGAACAGAGGCUGCCUGUCGAGCUGUUCAAGGUGGUUGAAAAAUCCAACAAUGAAGUGGCCCAACGCCAUCCCAGCAUAUUACGUGCCUACACGGCCAAGAAGGGUGCCAAGUCCAAGACGGAGAUUGAAAGUGAGGACGUGCGCACAACACUGCUAAACGACUUGAUGUGGACCCUGUAUGCGCGAUUCGAGGCCAUUGCCGAGGGCCAUCGUGUUGUACAUGACGUCGUUGCGGGCAUCGUCCGACGUGACGGCCGUUCAUCGAGCACAACACUAACCCGUGGCUUCAAGGAGUUGUGGAAGCUCUACCAAAGCGAGAUACGCUCCCUUCUCCACGACUACCUGGCUACCGACGGCGAGGCCUCUUACAGAGGCGGCCAAAGUCAGGCGGCGACUGCUAGCGUAUUCUCCCGUGCGCCGCGCGAUCGGAAUAAGCGCAUGUUCAAGCUGACUGAUGUCGACACAAAGGCUUCUGAUCUUUCUAAAGAGCGAACCGAUCUGGAGCUCAUUCUCAAAACGUCUGUGCCGGGGCUUGUGUCAGACUUGAAGAGAUUCGAGAAUGUCCACACCAACAACACUACCAAUCUCGACGGUAGUGCCACUGGACACAAACUACUCGUGGAGCCGAGUGUUUUCAACAUGGGCAUCCUGCUUCCGCCUUCUCUCGACUUUCUUAAUAGGCUCAAGGAGGUCGUGCCAUCUAAUGCUGAUAUCAGUUUGAGUACACUAACCUCAUUCCUCGACGACUUCCUCGUCAAUGUUUUCCUUCCACAGCUUGACGAGACCCUGAUUGAAUUCUGUACACAAACCUUCGUCGAGCUUGACUCGUUUGCCGAAGAUGCAAACUGGGCAAGACAUUCCAAGAAGCCCAUAUUCAAGAGCACCGCCCAAUUCUUCACUCGCAUCUUGGCAUUUUGCAAGAUGCUUGAUAACCUUCCCCACGACCAAGCAUUCUCCCAGCUUAUCGUCACCCAAAUGGACACGUAUGCCCAGAAAUGCAAGGGCUGGUACAAGGCUCUUGUCAGCCGCUCAAAACCCACAGCUAGUGGUCGUCUCAUGAGAGCUCCAGCUGUCUGGGCUGAGUCGGAUGCCAUGGAAGAACUCAUUGCUCGUCUGGAGCAAGUUGAUCCCUCUGACCAUGCAAGUAUGAAUCAAGCCGUCGAGAGCGAAGUCGCCCUUCUCAUCGAAGCCGUCGAGGCCGAAGAGCCCUUGGACCAGAUUGACAUGAUCCAAGACAAGAAGAGCAUCAUCAAUCUAUGUUUGCUGUACACCAGCAUGAAGUGGCUGGCUACCAAGACGGCACAGCUGAGGUACAUUAGUGAUCGUGCCUCGGAUCCAGUCAACAUGGAGUCUGGCGGCCAGAAGCACAACAGGCGAUGGACCAAGCUCGCUUCUUCUGACCCAAGACCUCAAGGUGCUCCUGUCUAUCUGCCGUUGAGCACAGACACUGCUGCCUGGUUCGAUGCAGUAGUAGCGAGCUACCAGUCUCUUUCCACCCGUGCUCUACGCACUCUGCAUCUUUCCAUCCGCAGUACAAUCCUGUACUCACUCAACACGAGUACGCAAUCAAACGUCUACAUCGACACGCUUCUCAACGAUCCUGACCCAGCCAUUCUCGCUCUCAACUCUACGCUUGUGUCUUUCGACACGGAAGUCUCGACUUACAUCCCCGCAAACUCAUAUAGCCACAUCACGCGCGGUUUGGCGGCGUUGAUGGACAGGUACCUUUUCACUCUCUGCACGUCCAAGAUUGAACGCAUGAACAGCAAUGGCUGUGCCCUCAUGCAGCUCAACAUUCUCGUCCUGCAACAAAACUUGAAGAACAUCGAGGAGGGUGCAGCCCUUCCUUAUGCUGCGCUCUUCUUUGACUUGUUUACCGCGGGCCCAGAGGCGAUCGUCGCAAGAGCACGGCAGUAUGGCAAGGGCUUUGGGGUUCCAGGAGAGAGGUUUGGAGAAGGAGACGUGAAGAAACUGCUACAAAUGACGUAUGAAGAGAAGUUGAACGCCGAGAACAGAGAAGCCAGUGUGCAAGCAAAGCGGUCGCUCGAUGCACAGCUGUUAGAGCUGAGCGAGUUCUUUUAUUAGCCGGUGGGUGGCAGGAAAAUGGUAGUAGUAUAGGACGCUGCCGAAGAAAGCGGAAUAGAAAAUUCCCAAUCCAGUACCAACCGUCGCGGGCUCUAUCGUAUCUUCGGGGACUCGUACGCAGUCGUCACAUGGGAAAUCCGAGGCAAGAAGCCCUCUCUCUCUCUCGCAACGGCAUUGCAUGGAGCGUCAAAGCACGAGCCUGUUGGCUUCUGAUGUGCUAAAAGGUCGGCGAGGUAGCAAAUCUCCCCACCAUUCAGCGGCCGUGCGCCUCCAACGUCGCCGAGCCGACAGGGAUCCGGCGACCUCAGCUGUCAGCAGAGCCCACUCGAGGCUGAGGUUUUUCUGCAAUCCAGCCUGGACUCUUGGCACAAUGUAAAUUGUUCUUAGCAUUUUCCGCGAGCCUCUUAUCACAGUAUGGGACUCCGAAG
Molecule: messenger RNA, 3865 nt
Organism: Exserohilum turcica Et28A
Lineage: Eukaryota; Fungi; Ascomycota; Dothideomycetes; Pleosporales; Pleosporaceae
Exons: 6
Coding region: 180-3437 (1085 amino acids)
Biological process (GO): Golgi to plasma membrane transport; exocytosis
Cellular component (GO): exocyst
Source: RefSeq, a predicted model, not a curated record